Messenger RNA from Orcinus orca (killer whale), 5613 nucleotides. It is a transcript of the gene LRP6, whose product is annotated as LDL receptor related protein 6. The coding region runs from base 294 to 5210 and encodes 1638 amino acids. The transcript has 24 exons. Gene Ontology annotation, biological process: canonical Wnt signaling pathway; chemical synaptic transmission; receptor-mediated endocytosis involved in cholesterol transport. Lineage: Eukaryota; Metazoa; Chordata; Mammalia; Artiodactyla; Delphinidae. Gene Ontology annotation, molecular function: Wnt receptor activity; Wnt-protein binding. The record is from RefSeq and is a predicted model, not a curated record.
AGAGGCUGAAUGAGGAGCUGCGCGGGGGAAGCGGGACGCCGGGGGAGGAGGCGGCGGCAUGGAAGCAGACGCUGGCGUCGCGCGAGCCCCGGGCGGAGCGGCGCGAUAGAGAGGGCGGCAGCGGCGGCGGCGGCGCGCGCGGAGCCUUGACGGGCCCCUUUCUUUCUUCUCUCUCGGGAAAGCUGGGAAGCAUGAGCGUGCAGACCUGCCGCUGCGGCGGCCGCCCCGGCUCCUCGCCUCCCCCUCUUCGGGCCGCCCCUCGCCGGUGAGAGAAGCGAACGCGAGAAGGGAAGAUGGGGGCCGUCCUGAGGAGCCUCCUGGCCUGCAGUUUCUGCGUGCUCCUGAGAGCGGCCCCUUUGUUGCUUUAUGCAAACAGACGGGACUUGCGAUUGGUUGAUGCUGCAAAUGGCAAAGAGAAUGCUACGAUUGUAGUUGGAGGCUUGGAGGAUGCAGCUGCGGUGGACUUUGUGUUUGGUCAUGGCUUGAUAUACUGGAGUGAUGUCAGCGAAGAAGCCAUUAAACGAACAGAGUUCAACAAAACUGAGAGUGUACAGAAUGUUGUUGUUUCUGGAUUAUUGUCCCCUGAUGGGCUGGCAUGUGAUUGGCUUGGAGAAAAAUUGUACUGGACAGAUUCUGAAACUAAUCGUAUUGAAGUUUCUAAUUUAGAUGGAUCUUUACGAAAAGUUUUAUUUUGGCAAGAGUUGGAUCAACCUAGAGCUAUUGCCUUAGAUCCUUCAAGUGGGUUCAUGUACUGGACAGACUGGGGAGAAGUACCAAAGAUAGAACGUGCUGGAAUGGAUGGUUCAAGUCGCUUCAUUAUAAUAAACACUGAAAUUUACUGGCCAAAUGGACUGACUUUGGAUUAUAAGGAACGGAAGCUUUAUUGGGCAGAUGCAAAACUUAAUUUCAUCCACAGAUCAAAUCUGGAUGGAACAAAUCGAGGGAAGAAAGGUGAAGACUGUGUUCACUUGUCUGCAGUUUCAGAGCAAGUCACCACUGGCUGGACAAAUCGGCAGGCGGUGGUUAAAGGUUCCCUUCCACAUCCUUUUGCCUUGACGUUAUUUGAGGACACACUGUACUGGACUGACUGGAAUACACACUCCAUUUUGGCUUGCAACAAGUACACUGGCGAGGGUCUGCGUGAAAUCCAUUCUAACAUCUUUUCUCCCAUGGAUAUACAUGCCUUCAGCCAGCAGAGGCAGCCAAAUGCUACAAAUCCAUGUGGAAUUGAUAAUGGUGGUUGUUCCCACUUGUGUUUGAUGUCUCCAGUCAAGCCUUUUUAUCAGUGUGCUUGCCCAACUGGGGUUAAACUCCUGGAGAAUGGAAAAACCUGCAAAGAUGGUGCUACUGAAUUACUGCUUUUAGCCCGAAGGACAGAUUUGAGACGAAUUUCUUUGGAUACACCAGAUUUCACAGACAUUGUUCUACAGUUGGAAGACAUCCGUCAUGCCAUUGCCAUAGAUUAUGAUCCUGUGGAAGGCUAUAUCUACUGGACUGAUGAUGAAGUGAGGGCCAUACGCCGCUCAUUCAUAGACGGAUCUGGCAGUCAGUUUGUGGUCACUGCUCAGAUUGCCCAUCCUGAUGGUAUUGCUGUUGAUUGGGUUGCCCGAAAUCUCUAUUGGACAGACACUGGCACUGAUCGGAUAGAAGUGACAAGGCUCAACGGGACCAUGAGGAAGAUCUUGAUUUCAGAGGACUUAGAGGAACCCCGGGCUAUUGUUUUAGAUCCCAUGGUUGGGUACAUGUAUUGGACUGACUGGGGAGAAAUCCCGAAAAUUGAGCGAGCAGCUCUGGAUGGUUCUGAUCGAGUAGUGUUGGUUAACACUUCUCUUGGUUGGCCAAAUGGUUUAGCCUUGGAUUAUGAUGAAGGCAAAAUAUACUGGGGAGAUGCCAAAACAGACAAAAUUGAGGUUAUGAAUACCGAUGGGACUGGGAGACGAGUGCUAGUGGAAGACAAAAUUCCCCACAUAUUUGGGUUUACUUUGUUGGGUGACUAUGUUUACUGGACCGACUGGCAGAGGCGUAGCAUCGAAAGAGUACACAAACGAAGUGCAGAGCGGGAAAUCAUCAUAGACCAGCUCCCUGACCUCAUGGGCCUGAAGGCCACAAAUGUUCAUCAAAUCGUUGGUUCCAACCCCUGCGCUGAGGAGAAUGGGGGAUGUAGCCAUCUCUGCCUCUAUAGACCUCAGGGCCUUCGCUGUGCCUGCCCCAUUGGCUUUGAACUCAUCAGUGACAUGAAGACCUGCAUUGUCCCAGAGGCUUUCCUUUUGUUUUCACGGAGAGCAGAUAUCAGGAGAAUUUCUUUGGAAACUAACAAUAAUAACGUGGCCAUCCCGCUCACUGGUGUCAAAGAAGCUUCUGCUUUGGACUUUGAUGUAACAGACAACCGAAUUUACUGGACUGACAUAUCACUCAAGACCAUCAGCAGAGCCUUUAUGAAUGGCAGUGCACUGGAACAUGUGGUAGAAUUUGGCUUAGAUUAUCCAGAAGGCAUGGCAGUAGACUGGCUUGGGAAGAACUUGUACUGGGCAGACACAGGAACAAAUCGAAUUGAGGUAUCAAAGUUGGACGGGCAGCACCGACAAGUUUUGGUGUGGAAAGACCUAGAUAGUCCCAGAGCUCUUGCAUUGGACCCCGCUGAAGGAUUUAUGUAUUGGACUGAAUGGGGCGGAAAGCCUAAGAUAGACAGAGCUGCCAUGGAUGGAAGUGAACGUACUACAUUAGUUCCAAAUGUGGGGCGAGCAAAUGGCCUAACUAUUGAUUAUGCUAAAAGGAGGCUUUAUUGGACAGACCUGGACACCAACUUAAUAGAAUCUUCAAAUAUGCUUGGACUCAACCGUGAGGUUAUAGCAGAUGACUUGCCUCAUCCGUUUGGCUUAACUCAGUACCAAGAUUACAUCUACUGGACGGACUGGAGCCGACGCAGCAUCGAGCGUGCCAACAAAACCAGUGGCCAAAACCGCACCAUCAUUCAGGGCCAUUUGGAUUAUGUGAUGGACAUCCUCGUGUUUCACUCCUCUCGGCAGGCAGGGUGGAAUGAGUGUGCUUCCAGCAAUGGGCACUGCUCCCACCUCUGCUUGGCAGUGCCAGUUGGAGGUUUUGUUUGUGGAUGCCCUGCCCACUACUCUCUUAAUGCUGACAACAGGACUUGUAGUGCUCCAACUACUUUCCUGCUCUUCAGUCAAAAGAGCGCCAUCAACCGCAUGGUGAUUGAUGAACAGCAGAGCCCUGACAUCAUCCUUCCUAUCCACAGCCUUCGGAAUGUCCGGGCCAUUGACUAUGACCCACUGGACAAGCAACUCUAUUGGAUUGACUCACGACAAAACAUGAUCCGAAAAGCACAGGAAGAUGGCAGCCAGGGCUUUACAGUGGUUGUGAGCUCAGUUCCAAAUCAGAACCUAGAAAUACAGCCCUAUGACCUCAGCAUCGAUAUUUAUAGCCGCUACAUCUAUUGGACUUGCGAGGCCACCAAUGUCAUUAAUGUAACAAGAUUAGAUGGGAGAUCGAUUGGAGUGGUGUUAAAAGGCGAGCAAGACAGACCUCGAGCCAUUGUGGUAAACCCAGAAAAAGGGUAUAUGUAUUUUACCAAUCUGCAGGAAAGGUCUCCCAAAAUUGAACGAGCUGCUUUAGAUGGAACAGAACGGGAGGUCCUCUUUUUCAGUGGCUUAAGUAAACCAAUUGCUUUAGCUCUUGAUAGCAGAUUGGGCAAACUCUUUUGGGCUGAUUCAGAUCUCCGGCGAAUUGAAAGCAGUGAUCUCUCAGGUGCCAACCGGAUAGUAUUAGAAGACUCCAACAUUCUGCAGCCUGUGGGACUAACUGUGUUUGAAAACUGGCUGUAUUGGAUUGAUAAGCAGCAGCAGAUGAUUGAAAAAAUUGACAUGACAGGUCGAGAGGGUAGAACCAAAGUCCAGGCUCGAAUUGCCCAGCUUAGUGACAUUCAUGCAGUAAAGGAGCUGAAUCUUCAGGAAUAUAGACAGCACCCUUGUACUCAGGAUAAUGGUGGCUGUUCACAUAUUUGUCUUGUAAAGGGAGAUGGUACUACAAGGUGCUCCUGCCCCAUGCACUUGGUUCUGCUUCAAGAUGAGCUACUAUGUGGAGAACCCCCGACAUGUUCUCCUCAGCAGUUUACUUGUUUCACGGGAGAAAUUGACUGUAUCCCUGUGGCUUGGCGGUGCGAUGGGUUUACUGAAUGUGAAGAUCACAGUGAUGAGCUCAAUUGUCCUGUGUGCUCAGAGUCCCAGUUCCAGUGUGCCAGUGGGCAGUGUAUUGAUGGUGCCCUGAGAUGCAAUGGAGAUGCCAACUGCCAGGAUAAGUCAGAUGAGAAGAACUGUGAAGUGCUUUGUUUAAUUGAUCAAUUCCGCUGCGCCAACGGUCAGUGCAUUGGAAAACACAAGAAAUGUGAUCAUAAUUUAGAUUGCAGCGACAAAUCAGAUGAACUGGAUUGUUAUCCAACUGAGGAGCCAGCACCACAGGCCACCAAUACAGUUGGUUCAGUUAUUGGAGUAAUUGUUACCAUUUUUGUGUCUGGAACCAUAUACUUCAUUUGCCAGAGGAUGUUGUGUCCACGUAUGAAGGGCGAUGGGGAAACCAUGACUAAUGACUAUGUAGUUCAUGGACCAGCUUCUGUGCCCCUUGGUUAUGUGCCACACCCAAGCUCUUUGUCAGGUUCCCUUCCAGGAAUGUCUCGAGGUAAAUCAAUGAUAAGCUCCCUCAGUAUCAUGGGGGGAAGCAGCGGACCCCCUUAUGACCGAGCUCAUGUCACAGGAGCAUCGUCAAGUAGUUCUUCAAGCACCAAAGGCACUUACUUCCCUGCAAUUUUGAACCCUCCGCCAUCCCCGGCCACAGAGCGAUCACAUUACACUAUGGAAUUUGGUUAUUCUUCAAACAGUCCUUCCACUCAUAGGUCCUACAGCUACAGGCCGCACAGUUACCGGCACUUUGCACCACCCACCACACCCUGCAGCACAGAUGUUUGUGACAGUGACUACGCUCCCAGCCGGAGAAUAAUGACCUCAGUGGCCACAGCCAAGGGCUACACUAGUGACUUGAACUAUGACUCAGAGCCUGUGCCUCCGCCUCCCACGCCCCGAAGCCAGUACUUGUCCGCAGAAGAGAACUAUGAAAGCUGCCCACCUUCUCCAUACACAGAGAGGAGCUACUCUCAUCACCUCUACCCACCGCCGCCCUCUCCCUGUACAGACUCCUCCUGAGGAGGGGCCCUCCUCCUCUGACUGCCUCCCACACGAAAGUGUAAACACGAAAUCGGUUGAGAUCUGGAGGGGGGGAGGGAGCUCUUCGAGAAGGGUGAGGCAGACCAUGUACAGAUAAAAAUUAUAAAUGGGUUAGGGCAUACUGGAGAUAUUUGUACAGAAGGAAAAGAUAUUUAUAUAUUUUCUUAAAACAGCACAUUUGCUGCUUGUGCCAUAAAAAUUUGUAUAAAAAAUAAAUUUGUACUAAAAGUUUUAUUUUUGCAAACUAAAUACACAAAGCAUGCCUUAAACCCAGUGAAGUGACUGAGUACAAAGGAAACAGGAAUAAUAAAGGCAUCACUGACCAGGAAUGUCUGGGCUUUAUUGAUACCAAAAAAAAAAAAACAGAAGAAAAAAAAUUAAA